AGAGAGAGGCCAGGGGAAAAAUAGAGACAGGAAAAACAGGGAUGGAAAAAGUGGAGCACACGGACAAAUACAGAAAAGAACGUACUUGAUGAUGGGGGGGGGGGGAAAUGAGCGUUUUUAGGGUGGCAGAGGGCGACGCACUGCAGAACACUGGCGACCCCGUCCGACAGACCCGAUAAAUACACCACAGUGUAGGCCUGAGAAAGAAAUGCAAGAUUUCCCGAUUUCCCAGCUUUCCGGCAGUAGCCACCUUUUGCAAACUUUGUCUUCCGUACGUAGCGAUCGUGCAAGAUCACAACGAGUAUUAAAACGACAAGGCAUCGCAUUACAUUCAGGCUAACGGUACCCCGUAUUAUAGCAACGCGAAAUCCGCACCGGUGCCGCUGUAAUCCGCGAGCGAACGGCGUGCAGACGCCGGGUGGGGGAUCGGACUGAGGUGGAGCAAAAGGUGGGUUUUCCGCUGCCACAUCUGACUCCCUCGAAAGCUCACAAGCCCCAGCGUAGGGAGUUACAUGGACGAAGGAUUCUAGUAACAGCUGCUCCGCCAUGCCACCUGCUGGGUCCCUUCUCCUGCUCUGUUUGCUGGGGCUACUGCUUCCUCUGCCCUGGCCUGUCACCCCCGAGGACCCUGGAAAGCCUUUCACCAGGCCGCCGGUCCGUGUCGCCAAGCAGGGGCCAAGCUGGAGCCUCGGACUGCGCCUGUACCGGGCCCUGCGCACCGGCGGCACCCAGAACCCCCUCUUCUCUCCAGUUCUGCUUGCCAACUCACUGGCAGCCUUGGGCGGGGGUGCCGGAGGAGGCACUGCAGCCCAGAUCUUUGAGGUCCUAGGCACCGGCACGCCUCCCCCUUUGAGCCAGGAGGAGGCCCUCUUCUCCCUGUAUGGAGGCAAUGGGAGCAGCUUCAGGCUGCACAGCGCCUCAGCUGUGUUCACCGGGCUACCGGCAAUCCUGGAUGCCAGCUUCCUGAAAGAGGCACAGACACGGUCGCGGCUGGGGCACGCGGCUCUGCAUUGGACAGAGGGGCAGCCCGACCACGAGGAGCUGCACGCCUGGGCCAGGGCGGGUGCAGGUGGCAGCGAGGAGCUCCAGGCCAAAGAGGCAGCUUUAAUCCUCACAGACGCCCUGCGCUUUAAAAGUCUUUGGGACUGGCACUUUGAGUGUGACGAGGAAGACCUGCGCAGUUUCCUGGGAACCACAUACACCAAGGUGCCAAUGAUGCGCCGGGCAGGUGUGUUCCAUCACUAUGAAGACAUGACCAACAUGGUGCAGGUUCUGGAGCUGGGCUUUCGGGGUGGCCGGGCCAGCCUGGUGCUGUUGCUGCCCUUCCAUGUGGAGAACCUCAGCCGGCUGGAGAAGAAACAACUGACUGCGCUGGGUCUGACCGAGGCCUGGGAUGAGCGGAAGGCCGACUUCACCAGGGCGGCGGGCCAGGUGCUGGGGCAGAGGCGGCCGCACCUGGGUGCAGUCCUGCACUGGGCUUCCCUGGAGCUGGGCUCCGAGGCAGGUUCGGGGGACGGGGAGGUGCAGGACGGGGAGGUGCAGGACGGGGAGGUGCAGGACGAGGAUGUGACCCAGCCGAAGCUGUUCUGUGCAGACCACCCCUUCAUUGUCAUGGUGAAGGAUAACGCCACGGGGGCGUUACUGCUAAUGGGGGCCCUCGACCACGUGGGGGGGGCCGCCGUACACGACGAGCUCUAAACAUCCAGGAGGCCCAUCCCCUCCCCCCGCGUGUCCCGCCCCUAAUGGAGACUGAGUGAUGUCGAUAAAGGUUUCAUGCAAAAUGAUUGUGUCACGUGGCCCUCCCCCGGACACCGGGGGACAGAGGAUAAGGGGCUCCCUGCUGGUGCCACAUGUUUGAUAUGAAUUAAUGGGACAUUUGUAUGGCGUGGACAGGCAUUCUCACGACAGCGCUGAUGCUUUAUGAAUAAGCCGAGCACAUCGUUGCUGAAGGAGCUUCCCUGCCCUGAUAAAUAGUCACGGCCUGGGACCCUGUGCUCUCUACUGGUAGGUUAUUGAUGGGAAUGUGUGUUAUUCCCUAUAUUAUUGUGUAUUAACGACCCGCAUCGCCUGCCAGCAUUGUAGCCUGUCUGCAGUCGCCUCUUUCCCUGCUUAAUCUUGGUGAGAAGCGAGGGGGCUGUCAGCAAUCAGCACGGCAGUCCUGCUCAAUGCCAUGGCCAAUCACGAGCCAUUGUUCUGUGUCCUUAGCUGUUUCUCGAGAGCCGUCGGUGAACGCCGCCCAGGCGUCAGGCCACAGCCGGCGAUGGAGAAGGCAAUCCUGCAGCUGAAUACUGUGAAAUAAACUAAUAACAGCUUAGAUGGGGGGGGGGGGGGGCAGCUCUGCUCUAGUGAGUUACUUGGAGUCUGACUGAUAUUUUAAAUUUAUGAAGCGAACCUGCAAAAAAACUGCUUUUUUUUCCCCUCUGUUCAUCUUUAUCCUGCCCAAACUACAAAUAGACUAGAAUUUAUUUGUACUGAUAUUUGGAACACUAGAAUUCUGAAUAAA
Brienomyrus brachyistius is the source of this 2503-nucleotide messenger RNA. RefSeq names its product serine (or cysteine) peptidase inhibitor, clade H, member 2 (gene serpinh2). NCBI's taxonomy places the organism in Eukaryota, Metazoa, Chordata, Actinopteri, Osteoglossiformes, Mormyridae. The record is from RefSeq and is a predicted model, not a curated record. Gene Ontology annotation, biological process: collagen fibril organization; negative regulation of endopeptidase activity. Gene Ontology annotation, molecular function: serine-type endopeptidase inhibitor activity. Gene Ontology annotation, cellular component: endoplasmic reticulum.